AUGUCAGACCGUUUGUACUACCAACACGGGAUAUAUUGUUAUAACAAGACUGAGGCCUUCGAGAUUGACGGUAAUAUAACAACGAAAUGUGCCGACGUUUUAACGGGUGGCGUUCCAAUGAAGUUUGUUGGUAUCGCAUAUGACAAGAUGUACGGUAUGUCAUCUUAAUCUUGAAAAUGAGUUAACUCAUAUCUAGCUAUCUAGUCUUAUAUUCUGUUGACUCGACUAUUAGGUGCCGACAUAAAGUACCCGCCAUACUUCACCUGUGAUUUCCUGUAAAAUAUGGCGGGUUCUUUAUGUCGGCACCUAAUAUAUAGUUUUAUGUUAUGUAAACCCAUCUACCAUAUCUACCCUUAUGUUGAUUUAGGUAUGCCAAACCAAGAAUACCAGCCAUUUGCUAAUUUAAUAUUGCAAAACGGAACAACAUACAUGUAUGCUAAUGGAGCAAAUAUAUCCAGCUAA
Molecule: messenger RNA, 462 nt
Organism: Bursaphelenchus okinawaensis
Lineage: Eukaryota; Metazoa; Nematoda; Chromadorea; Rhabditida; Aphelenchoididae
Source: the annotation of a GenBank genome assembly